Messenger RNA from Leguminivora glycinivorella, 1357 nucleotides. Its product is annotated as metallophosphoesterase 1 homolog. The record is from RefSeq and is a predicted model, not a curated record. Gene Ontology annotation, biological process: GPI anchor biosynthetic process. The transcript is spliced from 8 exons. Lineage: Eukaryota; Metazoa; Arthropoda; Insecta; Lepidoptera; Tortricidae. The coding region runs from base 115 to 1275 and encodes 386 amino acids. Gene Ontology annotation, molecular function: hydrolase activity.
UUAUUGUGAUAAUAGUUUGGUGGACUUGUAUUCUUCAAAAUAAAAUGUUUUUAAAGAAUAAACAGAAGGGUUCGUGCGAGUAAUAAUUAUCCGGGCAAUGAGAAUUAUUUAGCUAUGGCUUUAGGCUUCAGAAAGCUAAGACAAUCGUUGUUUGCCAAUACUUUACCCCGGCUUUUAGGAGGAAUGUUGUUUGUUUAUGUUUAUUGUGAAUAUCUCAUUUAUUAUGUGGUUCAAAUUCAGUGCGGCUUUCCUGCGUUAGACAAAAUGCCGAAUGUCCAGCCAGUAUAUGCCAUGAUCUUUGCUGAUCCGCACUUGUUAGGCCGCAACGCACACUGGUUGGAUAAAUGGCGACGUGAGUGGCAGAUGCAUCGCGCAUUUCAAACUGCUAUGACUUUACAUAGGCCAGAAAUAGUGUUUGUUUUAGGAGAUCUGUUUGAUGAAGGUGAUAAGUGUUCAGAAAAAGACUUCAAUGAAUAUGUGCAAAGAUUUCAUGAACUAUUUAAAGUUCCUGAUGGAACAUCCUUGUAUGCUGUAGCCGGAAACCAUGAUGUUGGGUUCCAUUACAAAAUAACUCCGCAAUUGUCAGGGCGCUGGGAGCGGCGCAUGCGUGCGCCGCCUGUGCGGCUGCUGAGCGUGCGCGGCGCGCACUUUGUGCUGCUCAACUCUAUGGCGCUGCAGGGUGACGGCUGCGACCUGUGCGCGCGCGCUGACGCUGAGAUACAGAACAUUGCUGAUAUCCUCAAGUGCAGCAGUGGGUCAAAGUUAUGCAAAGGGCAGAAGAGUUUAGAAAACUACAGUAGACCUAUAUUGAUUCAGCAUUUCCCUUUAUACAGGGCAUCCGAUAGCCAAUGUACGGAGCCCGACGCUGCGCCCUUACCAGAGAGGGACAACCUCUUCGUCGAACGAAGGGAUUGCCUGUCGAAGGAGUCCACGGAGUACUUAGUGGAGAGUCUGCACCCGCGGCUCGCGUUUGGCGGUCAUACGCACCAUAGUUGCGCGCUGCGGCAUAGCUUCGUGCCCACGCCGGAUCACAAAAUCGAGUUUGUGGAGUACACUGUGCCGUCAUUCUCGUGGAGGAACAGAUUGGAUCCUAAAUAUUACUUAGUGGCCAUCAGCCCCGAGGAAGCUCGGGUGUCCAAGUGCGGGCUGCCGCGGGAAUGGACGCUGCAGGUCACCGCUGUAACGCUCCUCGCCGCGCUCGUGCUGUACCUACGAUACUCCAAUACCAGGCGAAGAGACUACAACUAUAAGCAUUUGUCGGGGAAGAAAGUUUAGCAGAAAAACAAGGUAAUCACAAGUAUAUUAUCUAUAUUUUAGUUAUCGUACGUAAAACAAUAAACAUUUAAGUCGGAAUGUU